Nicotiana tabacum (common tobacco) is the source of this 2021-nucleotide messenger RNA. RefSeq names its product putative 2-carboxy-D-arabinitol-1-phosphatase. NCBI's taxonomy places the organism in Eukaryota, Viridiplantae, Streptophyta, Magnoliopsida, Solanales, Solanaceae. Gene Ontology annotation, molecular function: phosphatase activity. The record is from RefSeq and is a predicted model, not a curated record.
AGAACCAAACCAACGGUAACCACAUAAAAUAUACUACGAUUCCACUGUCUUUUAGCGCCAAAAAACAGUUGAAACAGCAGCAGAAUCACCAUUCUCAAGAAAAAAAAAUCCAAGAAUGUACUCCAUAGCUGCAAGCUCUUUCCUCAUCCAUAAACCACUUAAGAAUUUCCCUUUUCACAAUCCAAACAGACCCUUAUGUACAGUUAUACGCUCUUCUUCAAGUGCUACUCAAGAAAUUGAGAAAGAGGGGCGGAGUGAAAUUGAGGGUUUACAGGGUUUGGAGUUUCCGCCGAUAAAGGCGGCGAAGAGGGUUGUGCUGGUGAGGCACGGGCAAAGCACGUGGAAUGCAGAAGGUCGGAUCCAAGGCUGCUCCGAUUUCUCUGUUCUUACUUCUAAAGGAGAGUCUCAGGCUGAAACUUCUCGUCAAAUGCUUAUUGAUGACUCCUUUGAUGUCUGCUUUUCAAGUCCACUGCGUCGCUCGAAGAGGACAGCUGAGAUAAUAUGGGGUGCUCGCGAGGAGGAGAUCAUUACUGACUCUGACAUGAGGGAAAUUGACCUUUACUCAUUCCAAGGCCUCCUGAAGCAUGAAGGAAAAGCUAAAUAUGGUGAAGCUUUUCGUCAAUGGCAAAUAGAUGCACCUAAUUUCAUCAUAGAUGGUCACUAUCCAGUGAGAGAGUUGUGGGCUCGUGCUAAAAGAUGCUGGGAGAAGAUCUUGGUCCAUGAAAGCAAAUCCGUCCUAGUAGUUGCUCAUAACGCGGUUAAUCAGGCUCUCAUUGCAACAGCCAUUGGAUUAGGAACUGAGUACUUCAGGAUUCUACUUCAAAGCAAUUGCGGGGUUAGUGUGCUGGACUUCACUCCACAACCUGAGGGCGGAACCCCAAGUAUUUGCCUUAAUCGUUUAAAUCAGACCCCAGGUUCGCCUGUAGCAGGGGGCAGUUCUGCAGGCAGAAAAGCUAGUAAGCGGAUCGUACUUGUCUGCCAUGGAGUGUCAGAGAGUGACCUAGAGAGUAGUAUGCCGUAUUCUGGCAAUGGCCCCAUGAACAUGCUUGGAGUUAUACAGGCGCAGAAAAUAGCAGAGCUGCUUCUUGAUCUGAAAGUGAGUACUAUAGUCAGUGGAACUAAAAGGACAUCUGUAGAGACAGCCGACACAAUCUCCAAAGUUCAAGAAGCUGCUGACUGCCUUGGAGCUGACUGUAUCCCACGCUAUGUGGAGACGAAGCAGAUACCAGAUCUAGAUGUUGAAACUAUUCUAACACAAUCGAAGAAGGAUGCAUCAGGAAUGCAAAAUGUUCCAUCUGGUUGGUUAAAUAGCUUGGAAGACGGCGUGGCAACAUCUUUAUGGGACCAAUCUGGGAAAGCAUGGAAACAUGUAUUGCAUGAACUAUCAGAGAGAUCUGACGAAGAGAGUAUAGUCAUCGCUGUUGGCCAUCCUGCACUUCAUAUCGCAAUGAUGGGACACUGUCUCAAUCUGACAAAGGAAUGGUUGGGAUCGUUUCACCUGGAUGCAGGCAGCAUUAGUGUUAUUGAUUUUCCCGAUGGACCUUCGGGGAGAGGAGUUGUCCGCUGCAUAAAUUAUACAGCGCAUCUAGGAAGAUGGUCAAUUCCUAUUACUAGAUCAACGCAAGCAGAUGAAGAAUAUUGAAGUGUAAAUGUACAUAGUUGUGGAACUAAAACAAUGUUAAUGUAACAAGCACAAGAGUAAGACAGUUCGGAAAUAUAUGUCAGUUGUAUAUUGCUGAUAAAUGAAGGGGACCUUGGAGCGCUGUUCUCGUGUGACCUAUAGGUCAUAGGUUCGAGCCGUGGAACCAGCCACUAAUGUUUGCUGUUGGGAUAGGCUGUCUACGAGUGCAGCACUUUCUUGGACUUUCCGUGAAUGCGGGAUGCUUUGCGUACUAAGCUGCCCUUUUUUGUAUAUUGCUAAUAAAUGGAAACGAGACGUUCAGUUUAUUCAUUUCCAAGGCCAUGUCUUUAUGAGCUUGCCUCUACUGAGAAGUAAUAUAGCAUAUUCAACUUCACAAGCA